GGGCGGGGAAGCGGCGCCCCGGGCAUCCCCCGCAGUCUGUGGGAGCCAAUCUGCCAUGCACCUGAAGAGAGCUGUUCUUUCUUGUCCUAGAACAGCCCCUGCAGGUGAACACUGCUGAAAAUGGGGGACACAAGAGACAUCUGUCCUCAUCUGGAUUCCAUAGGAGAGGUGACCAGAGAUGAUCUGCUGCUCAAAUCCAAGGGAACUUGCCAGUCUUGUGGAGCUGUGGGACCAAAUCUCUGGGCUUGUCUUCAGAUUGGUUGUCCUUAUGUUGGCUGUGGGGAGUCCUUUGCUGACCACAGCACACUUCAUGCACAGGCCAAAAAACACAACCUGACUGUGAACCUGACCACUUUCCGUAUCUGGUGUUAUGCCUGUGAGAAGGAGGUGUUCUUGGACCAGAGGCUGCUCCACACCCAGGCACCACCAGUGAAGUUCCCUGAACAGGAUUCUCCACUGCCUGCACACCCUUUGAAAGCUGUCCCAAUUGCAGUGGCUGAUGAAGGGGAAUCUGAAUCAGAGGAUGAUGAUUUGAAACCAAGAGGCCUUACUGGAAUGAAAAAUCUUGGGAACUCCUGCUACAUGAAUGCAGCACUUCAGGCUCUCUCUAACUGCCCACCUCUCACACAGUUUUUUCUGGAAUGUGGAGGACUGGUCCGUACAGAUAAGAAACCAGCACUGUGUAAAAGUUACCAGAAGUUGGUGUCUGAGGUUUGGCAUAAGAAACGCCCAAGUUAUGUUGUUCCAAGCAGUCUAUCCCAUGGAAUUAAACUUGUCAACCCCAUGUUCCGAGGUUAUGCACAGCAGGACACUCAGGAAUUCCUGCGGUGCCUGAUGGAUCAGCUCCAUGAAGAACUGAAGGAACCCAUAGUUGCAGAGAGCAGGGAUUUGGAUACCAGUGAGCAGGAUGACAAACAAGAAGGUGACCGAAGUCCUUCAGAGGAUGAGUUCCUCUCCUGUGACUCAAGCAGUGACAGGGGUGAAGGAGAUGGGCAGAGCCGCAGCACAGGGAGCAGCUCCCUGGCAGAGACAGAGCUCUUGAUCCAGGAUGAAGCAGGGAGAGGGAUCUCUGAGAAGGAGAGGAUGAAGGACAGGAAGUUCUCCUGUGGCCAUCGGCGCAGCAACUCCGAGCAGGUGGAUGAGGAUGCAGAUGUUGAUACUACAAUGAUGCCCAUUGAUGGGAGAGCCUCACCUGAGAUGCUCCCAGCUCCCUGUCCUUCCAGCCCGUGUAGGACACCAGAACCUGACAACGAUGCCUACGUGCGCUGCUCCUCCCGGCCCUGCAGUCCUGUCCAUCAGGAAAUGCACUCCAAGCUUUCCAGCAGCCCUCCUCGCUCCAGUCCUGCCAGGCUUGGACCUUCCUAUGUCCUCAAGAAAGCCCAGAUGCAGGCUUCUGGGAAAAAGAAGAAAGAACUUCGUUACCGCAGUGUGAUUUCUGACAUCUUCGAUGGCUCCAUCCUCAGCCUGGUGCAGUGCCUGACCUGUGACAGGGUUUCUACAACAGUGGAGACAUUCCAGGACCUGUCACUCCCAAUCCCAGGGAAGGAGGACUUGGCCAAACUGCAUUCUGCCAUCUACCAAAAUGUGCCAGCUAAGACAGGGGCCUGUGGGGACAACUAUGCCUCCCAAGGCUGGAUUGCUUUCAUCAUGGAAUAUAUCCGGAGAUUUGUGGUGUCGUGUAUCCCCAGCUGGUUUUGGGGUCCUGUUGUGACACUGGAGGAUUGCCUUGCUGCCUUUUUUGCAGCAGAUGAGUUGAAGGGGGACAACAUGUACAGCUGUGAACGAUGUAAAAAGCUGCGGAAUGGGGUGAAGUACUGCAAAGUCCUCCGACUGCCAGAGAUUCUUUGCAUCCACUUGAAACGGUUCCGGCACGAGGUGAUGUAUUCCUUCAAGAUCAACAGCCACGUCUCCUUCCCUUUGGAAGGGCUGGAUCUCCGACCUUUCCUGGCCAAGGAAUGUGUCUCCCAGAUCACCACCUAUGAUCUACUGUCAGUCAUCUGUCACCAUGGCACAGCAGGCAGUGGGCACUACAUAGCUUACUGCCAGAACGUGAUCAAUGGCCAGUGGUACGAGUUUGAUGACCAGUAUGUCACUGAAGUCCAUGAGACUGUGGUACAAAAUGCAGAAGCCUACGUCUUGUUCUACAGGAAAAGCAGCGAGGAGGCUGUGCGAGAGCGUCAGAAAGUUGUGUCCCUUGCCAGCAUGAAGGAGCACAGUUUGCUCCAGUUCUACAUCUCAAGAGAGUGGCUCAAUAAAUUCAACACCUUUGCUGAGCCUGGUCCCAUCACCAAUCACACCUUCCUCUGCUCUCAUGGAGGGAUCCCUCCUAAUAAAUAUCACUACAUUGAUGACCUGGUUGUGAUUCUGCCCCAGAAUGUGUGGGAAUAUCUCUACAACAGGUUUGGGGGUGGCCCUGCUGUGAACCAUCUGUAUGUCUGCUCCAUUUGCCAAGUGGAGAUUGAAGCCCUGGCCAAACGUAGGAGAAUCGAGAUAGACACCUUCAUCAAGCUGAACAAGGCUUUCCAGGCAGAGGAGUCUCCAAAUGUCAUCUACUGUAUCAGCAUGCAGUGGUUCCGGGAGUGGGAAGCCUUUGUCAAGGGGAAGGAUAAUGAGCCUCCUGGACCAAUUGACAACAGCAAGAUUGCACUCACCAAAGCAGGGGGCCACGUGCAGGUUAAACAGGGUGCUGACUAUGGGCAGAUUUCUGAGGAGACCUGGAUUUAUUUGAGCACACUGUAUGGAGGGGGCCCAGAGAUUGCCAUCAGGCAGAACGUGGCCCAGGUCCAAGAGCUGGAAAACCUCCAUGGGGAGCAGAAGAUUGAAGCAGAGACACGGGCUGUGUGAUGGGGCAGGGAAGGUAUGGCACAAACAUGUUUGUGUCAGGAUGGGAGGCUGGGGAAUCUGUGGCCAGACUUCUCUUGCCUGGUAACCCCAAGGUGUGUGCAGCUCCCACCCCCAUUUCUGGGGCAGGGAGGCUUCCUCUGCUGUCCUUUCAUGUGGCUUUAAAUCUAGGGGUUGGUGCUGGGCAAGACUGGGAGAAAAGCAGCUUCUCUGUAACUCAUCUCUGGAUAAAGCCAUGGUAGAAGACUCCAGCCAGACCUCACUGGGAUACACUUGCACCCCAACUCUUUCUUUUUUGUUUGCUUACAAGAAACCAGCACUCCCAGCUUGUACCCAGUGAACUGGGGCUGCUCCUUUGCAGGUUUUGCUUUUGGCAUUUUUAAACUCAAAUGUUUAAAGAUAAUGAAGCCUUAUUUAUGUUUCCAGAAGGCAGUGCUGCAACUAGAGAACCUUGUUACUUGAAGCUAAAGCCACCAGGGCUCCCUGGAGCUUGGUGCUGGUGGAGCACAGCUGUCACAACUUCCUAGUUUUGCUCUUUAUCUAAUUCUUGCAAAUUCACUUGCAAUCACCCAAGAAAUUUUGAAAGAGGCCACUUCUUACCCUUGGGUCCCUAAAGCCACACUUCAUGGUCCUGCAGAUUAUCUUUUUUUUCCUUCUUGCAUCUGAUUUCAUGUGUUCAGCACAUUUUCAGAGAACAAAGCUGGAAGAUGACUCCUCCUUCCUUCUGUCCUCUUUCCACUGAAGCUCUUGACAGUUUAGCUCGGGGGUGCAGCCUUCCAGGUGGUUCAGGGUGGUCCAUGAGCAGCUUAAGCUCAGAGUUGUUUGUGGGCAGCAGUCACUGGAGCAGGGCACAGGACAGCUCUGCUUAGACUUUUUAGGACUCUUGCUUCAUAACCCCACUCUCAGAGUGACCCUGAAGGAGGAGGAGGAGCUGGUUUGUUCACACAAAUGGGUCACUCUGGGACAGGGCUGUCACCCAGUGCUGGGGAAGGGCCCCAGCUGAGGAGGUGCCAGGCUCUGGAAGCAGCUUUGGAGGAGUGAGCUGCCUCCUGCAAACCCCAGCUGGGUGCCCAGGUUGCAUUUGUGGACACAGUGGCUCAUUUAAUGAAGAGAAAUAACUUGCUCCCCUCUCUCCUGCUGCCACAGCCCUGGAGUACCCCAUAGCAGGUGAUGGAGAGCUUAAUGAAGAUAAAAAAAAGCUGAAUGCUGCUUUCCUCAGCAGGACUGGUUCUUUAAAGCUCUUUGUUUAUCUCUUAAGCCACAAAGGCAAGAGAAAAUCUUUGCAAGUGGUUGAGUGCAAAUGAAUGGAAGCAGCACAGCACAGGUGGCCUCAUGGGCUGAGGAACCAAAAUGUCUUCAGUGCUGGUACCCAAAUGAUUCCACAGCAUCAAGUCUGGCUUUGGUGGCAGCAUGGGGCUGGGACCUCCUGAAUUCAUGGAAAAGAAAGAGGGAGGUAAAGGCUGUGCUUUGACUUAGUGGGAAAGGCUGUAGGGACAGAAAAAUGUGGCCUUCAGAAUAAUUAUUUUUUUUUUAAGACCAAAUGUUUGCUGCCAACAGCAACUUCUUCUUUAAAAGUCUCUGUAAAUGGUUCAGCAUGUUAAUUUUAUUAUCCUGUUUACUGGAUGCUUGUAUAUACCCAGCCAGGCCUGAGGGGAGGUCAGACAAUGAGCCACUGUUGGGAUUUCUCAUUGUUUUAAGCUGUUUUUGUUAAAACUGCAGCUGCCCUCAGCUCUGCUGCAGAGCCUGCAGGGCUGCAUGUCUGUGUUUGUGCCAUGCAGAGGAUGCUGUACAGACUCUGGUCCCACUCCUGUGCUUAAGUGUUGAGACUUUGUGCUGAAACUGUGUUCAAAUAAAUACAUGUGCAGUCAA
Molecule: messenger RNA, 4710 nt
Organism: Calypte anna (Anna's hummingbird)
Lineage: Eukaryota; Metazoa; Chordata; Aves; Apodiformes; Trochilidae
Gene: USP20
Product: ubiquitin specific peptidase 20
Exons: 24
Coding region: 121-2844 (907 amino acids)
Biological process (GO): protein deubiquitination
Molecular function (GO): cysteine-type deubiquitinase activity; zinc ion binding
Source: RefSeq, a predicted model, not a curated record